GGCGUCUAUGCAGAUAACAGUUAAACGAGAGCCCGAAGCGCAUUCAACAUCGUAGCUCUACUAACAAAAAUCCAAGCGCGACUUCGGGAACCCGACCCCGAGAUCCACCAGAGAUAGAAGCGUGUUUAUUUCAUCUGUACCAGAACUGCAACACAUUUAACAACUCGUUUGAGAAUGAAGAUCGUAACUACACUUGCCUUGCUGUUGGUGAUGAUAGCAUCAUAUCAAAGUAGUGUAUUAGCUGACGAUGAACAGGUUGAUGAUACAGACGACAAAAGAAGUUGGAAAGCAGGGUUAAUUAAAAAAGAUGAUACGGAGUUAGAUAAAAAGUGGAAAGCAGGACUUUUUAAGAAAGACGAAGAAGACGCAGCGGACGAUGAAAAACGCUGGAAAGCGGGACUUUUUAAAAAAGACGAUGAGAAAAGGUGGAAAGCUGGUUUGUUUAAAAAAGAUGUCUACGACGAUGAGGAGGAAAAGCGCUGGAAGGCAGGCCUUUUCAAGAAGGAUGACAGUAAACGUUGGAAAGCGGGUUUGUUUAAGAAAGACGCUGAACUAGACGCAGAAAAACGCUGGAAGGCAGGCCUCUUCAAAAAAGACGAAGACGACGCCGAAGAAUCGAAGCGCUGGAAGGCGGGUUUGUUUAAGAAGGACGCAGAGGAUGAGAAACGAUGGAAGGCCGGCUUAUUCAAAAAAGACGCAGAACAAGACAAAAGAUGGAAGGCAGGACUUUUCAAGAAAGAUGACGAUCUUGAUGAAAAGAAAUCGUGGAAAGGAGGCAUUUACAAAAGGGACGCUAAACGAUGGAAAACUGGAAUUCUUAUUAAGAGGAAUUCACCGGAAACGGAAUAUGACGUUGAUAAUAAAAUCUUGGAAGAAAUUGAAAAAGACUACGAAGAACUUAAUGAGCUCACAUCGUGUAUAGUUGCGUUGAGGGAAUUGGGAUACGAAGUUAUGAAACCAGACAUGCAGCAACAAGGAUGCUAUAUCAGCGCAGACUACGCCCUCUAUUGUGAAUCGUAGGAUGCCAGGAUGGUAGAACAGGAAAUGACAUCACAAUGCAAAAUACAAAUGGAAACGGACUGUAUUUUUGAAGCACACUGUACAAUGUAAUUUUAUCGGCAUAAAUCGCACAAAUACGGAUGAUUAUAUCUGUGUUUUUUUGUUGUUAUAUAAACGAAUAAUUUGAAAAAAAAAAACUACUUAUCAAAGGUGGUUAUUAAACUGAUGAACGGAGGUUGAACAGGUGUUAUAGAUUGGUUCUAAAGUUUGGGAUUUGUAAGAUCAUUAAUAUUUAAUACGUAAAACAUAAAACAUGUGCAGCCAUGUUGUGCAUGGAAUUGAAAAUACUUCGUUCACAGUAGACGAAUCCCAACAUUUAAAACCAGAAAAAAUGAGGCAUGUUAACAGUCAGACAAUUUUUGGCAGUUACCUAACAAAGAAAAAUAUCAGUUCUCGAUAGCAACUGAAACGAUAUAGAUUUGAAAACAUUGUCUGUCUGUUGUUGUUGUUGUUUUUUUUUUUUGUGCAUAUCAUCUCAAACAUUGAAACAUAUUUCAACAAGUUGUAAAUAACUCCCAAAUACUCUGCUGCCGUUAGAUGGCGCUAUUGUCUUUGUCAAUAACUAGCAAUUGGAGGUUAUGCAGAUAAACAACAUGUUUUAUAUUUAGUUUAUGAGGGAAUACCUUUGUCCUAGUAGUAACGGGCUCUGACAGCCAAGCACUGACAUGUCAAACUUGGGAUAUAGUAUCCUGAUUUGUUUGUUUGCUCAGUGGUUACUCAGCUUGGAUCUACUUGGGAUAAAAACUUAUUCUGACAUGACAUGUUCAAUCAGUAAUAGUAUGAUAUCUUAAUGAACUUGUCACAUUGAUUUUUCAAAUAACUUUGAUAUAUUACGACAUGUUACACAAUCUGCGAUCCGCAGUUCAGGGCAUGUACACGGAAUCCUUUAUCCCAUACUCACUAUUAUUGUAUUUAGAAAUGAUAAUGUGGUUGCCCCCAAAUUUGUGUAUUUUUCCUUUUGAUUUGUUGUUAUUCUAAUUAUAAAUAUGUUUAAAUUUGAGAAUUUCUGAACCAUUAAAGAGGAUUCUAUG
Molecule: messenger RNA, 2090 nt
Organism: Saccoglossus kowalevskii
Lineage: Eukaryota; Metazoa; Hemichordata; Enteropneusta; Harrimaniidae
Source: RefSeq, a predicted model, not a curated record